This is a messenger RNA of Coniophora puteana RWD-64-598 SS2, 734 nucleotides long. RefSeq names its product ChaC-like protein. Gene Ontology annotation, molecular function: glutathione specific gamma-glutamylcyclotransferase activity; gamma-glutamylcyclotransferase activity. The transcript has 9 exons. The coding region runs from base 1 to 672 and encodes 223 amino acids. The record is from RefSeq and is a predicted model, not a curated record. Gene Ontology annotation, cellular component: cytoplasm. Gene Ontology annotation, biological process: glutathione catabolic process. Lineage: Eukaryota; Fungi; Basidiomycota; Agaricomycetes; Boletales; Coniophoraceae.
AUGACGAUCCCUCAAAUACCUCCGUUCACUGUCUUCGGUUAUGGAUCCCUCAUCUUCAAGGUGCGUUAUGAGAAUGGUCUGGUGAAUCACAGCCCCGGGUUUAUCAAAGGCUACGUUCGUCGAUUUUCUCAAAUGUCUCAUCAUCAUCGAGGGACGCCCGAGAAUCCGGGACGCGCAGUCACUCUAAUCCACAAGGAAGAUUGGGACCACUACUCCGCAAGUGAUCCGUAUCCUGACGAUGACACUGUGUGGGGCAUUGCGUAUACCAUAGAUCCUGUACACGAGAAGGAAGCUCGCGCAUACCUAGACCACCGCGAAAGGGCAAGUCAUUCAAUGAUAUUGCUGGUAUCCUCUAAUUGGCAGCAUAAGAACGGUUAUACCCUGGAAACAAUGGACAUCUAUGACAUUGUAGACGGUGAGGCACGCAUCGUGAUUCACAACUGCCACUGCUAUGUCGGACGACCCGACAACCCUGCAUUCACCGGUUCUGAGCCUCUCGAUAAGUUAUCACACCACAUCUGGCAGUCGAUCGGUCCAUCUGGACGUAACAAGGAUUACCUAUACCAGCUCGCGGAGGCAGUGCAUAAACUCUCCCCAGCAUCGAGAGACGCGCACUUGUUUGCGCUGGAGGCAAGGGUACGAGAGCUGGAUAGCAAGCUCGGAGACACUUAGUAGAUCUCAAUGAUGGAAACACAAGUAUAUUCAUGAAUGCUGCCAUAUGUCGCUCAAAUUAG